This is a messenger RNA of Eurytemora carolleeae, 2811 nucleotides long. RefSeq names its product methionine--tRNA ligase, cytoplasmic (gene MetRS). Lineage: Eukaryota; Metazoa; Arthropoda; Copepoda; Calanoida; Temoridae. Gene Ontology annotation, cellular component: aminoacyl-tRNA synthetase multienzyme complex; cytosol. The record is from RefSeq and is a predicted model, not a curated record. Gene Ontology annotation, molecular function: methionine-tRNA ligase activity; ATP binding. The transcript is spliced from 12 exons. Gene Ontology annotation, biological process: methionyl-tRNA aminoacylation. The coding region runs from base 27 to 2738 and encodes 903 amino acids.
AACAAAUUUAAUAUUUUCAGAAGAGAAUGCGGUUGUUCACUAACAGCAGUAACAUCAACAGUUUGAAGGUUCAGGUGGCCGCCGAGUUGGCCGGCACGAAUUUACAAGUUGUAGGUGUAGCUCCAAAUGAUUCUAGGGUUGGAUUAAGAAAUAUUCUUCCUGUUCUGGAAGUUGAAGGAUCCAGGUUCUUUCUAUCUGCUCCAGCAGCAAUAUUUAUCCUACAGAACGCAGGAGUUCUCUCGGAUAAGGAAGUUGAAGCAUAUUCUGGAUUGAUAGAAUGGGAGAGUGGAACCCUUUAUCCAACCUGUCUGAGCUUCCUUCAGUCUGCUGCUAUCAAUAAGAACCCGGAUACAAGUCUUAAAACUCAACUCAACUCUGCUCUCACUCUUUUAGCUGGUGGAUGUGAGAAGGGUUUUGUGAGAGGAGAUAAACUAACCAUCCUUGAUAUCCUGGUCUGGUGCGAUCUCUAUCCUUUAGCCACGGACAAAAUAUUCAGGAAAGAGUUGGAGAAGUUUCCGUCCUUAGUAUCUUGGUUUGAUAAAUUAUCAGCUCUGGACUGUUUCAAGAAACCCAGUGAGAAGUUUGGUCGAGGUUUGGACGGAUGUAAGGGUUCAGUUAGCUCCUUGGUCGGGUUCACCAAGCAAGCUGUAGGAGCAACAGUUCCGUCGGAGCAGGAGUCGGAAACCAAACCCAAAGAGAAUCCAGUCUCCGAAGAGGAGAUUGCAACUGCUAAAGCAGGAUGGUCCCACACUGCUCAUGAGGCGAGACCAGUACCCGGAGCUGGACCCGUUCUCCCCGAGGAUGGGAAGAGAAAUAUUAUGAUAACCUCCGCUUUACCGUACGUCAACAAUGUUCCUCACCUUGGGAACAUCGUGGGUUGCGUUCUCUCCGCUGAUAUCUACGCCAGGUUUGCUCGGCUCCGAGGAUACAAUGUUCUCUUCAUCUGUGGAACCGAUGAGUACGGAACCUCGACGGAAACUAAAGCUGUUGAGGAGGGUUUAACUCCGCGUCAGAUUUGUGAUAAAUACAACGGACUUCACACCGAGAUCUACGAGUGGUUUAGUAUUAGCUUUGAUAAGUUUGGUCGGACUACAACAGAACGCCAGACAGAGAUUGCUCAACAGAUAUUUUGGGAUUUGCACAAGGAAGGGAAGACGAGCGAAGCGAGCGUUGAACAACUUCAUUGUGAGCCCUGUGACAGGUUUCUGGCAGACCGGUUUGUUGAAGGAGAAUGUCCACUUUGCGGAUUCUCCGAUGCCCGCGGAGACCAGUGUGAUGCGUGUGGAAAACUUAUUAACGCAAUAGAGUUGAAAUCUCCACGUUGUAAACUGUGCUCUAAGUGUCCAACUAUCAGGACGAGUAAUCAUCUGUUUCUGGAUCUACCUCAGCUAGAGAAGAGCCUGGAGCUUUGGUUGGACAAAUCCUCGGAGAAGUGGAGUAACAACGCCAGGGUGAUUGCUAAAUCCUGGUUGAAGGGUGGUUUGCAACCCAGAUGUAUCACUAGGGAUUUGAAAUGGGGAACUCCGGUUCCUUUAGCAGGUUAUGAGAGCAAGGUGUUCUAUGUAUGGUUUGAUGCUCCUAUAGGAUAUAUCAGCAUAACAGCUGAGUACACCUCUGAGUGGGAGCUGUGGUGGAAGAACCCUGAUAAUGUUGAAUACUGGCAGUUCAUGGCUAAGGAUAAUGUUCCCUUCCACAGUGUGGUAUUCCCCUCAACCCUUCUGGGGACAGGGAAGGAAUGGACCCUGGUAAACCGUCUCAUGUCUACUGAGUAUCUGAACUAUGAAGACGCAAAGUUCUCUAAGUCCCGUGGGGUUGGAGUAUUCGGGAAUGAUGCUAAAGAUACAGGGAUUCCAGCAGAUGUAUGGAGGUUCUAUCUGAUGUAUACCCGACCUGAGAACCAGGACUCCACCUUCAAGUGGGAGGAUCUCAUGCUGAAGAACAACUCGGAGCUGUUGGCCAACCUUGGAAACUUUGUGAACAGAGCAACUAAAUUCACUAAGGACAACUUUGAUUACACAGUUCCUGAGAUGUCUUUGAAUGCGGAGGAUUGGGAGAUAGUUUGUCUGGUGAACAGAGAGGUUACCCACUAUAUCCAGCUUCUAGAGGAUGCUAGGGAGAGAGAAGCAAUAUCUGCAGUAUUCAGCAUCUCUAGGCUUGGAAACCAACUCAUGCAGCAUAAUACACCUUGGAAACUUGUGAAGGGAGACGACAAGGAGAAGGUUCGUGCUGGAACUGUUAUUGGUAUCUCUGUAAACCUGGCCUGCCUUCUAUCCGUCCUAAUCCAACCCUACAUGCCGAACUUGAGCAGGGAGCUCCAGAACCAGCUGGGGAUACAGGAGGGAUCCUUGAACUACAUCCCGGAGAAAUUUUCCGUCUUACUACCUCCAGGACACAGGAUCGGAGAACCAAGUCCUCUAGUCGCGGAGAUAAAACAAGCUCUCAUCUCAGAUCUCAAGGUUCGGUAUGCUGGUAAACAGAAUACCCGGAUAUCUGCGGAAAGUAAACCUGAACCUUCUGCUGAGAUUAAACCUACCGGAGUAGAUCCUGCUGCUGCUGCCCUCCUGGAGGUUCAGGUUGCGGACCAAGGGAUAAAGGUUCGGGAUUUAAAAGCCAGGAAGGCUGAGAAGGAUGAGAUUGCUGGAGCGGUUGCAACUCUCUUGGAUCUAAAGAAACGGUUGGCAACUGCUCAGGGGGUUGAGGUUCAUGUCCCGGACAAGAAAGGAAAGAAGAAGAAAUAAAUUUGUAUCAACGUUUUUUGUUACACUUUCUCCUUAUAGCUUAAUAAAAUAUCCUUUCUGGGUUCCUUAACUA